GCGGAUUGAAUGUGGUGAAUUUUGCUCCUCGUUCAUAUGUCAAACUAUUCGACUCUUGUCAAAUUUUACCUUACGAGGACGCAGUACUAGUUUAUCUGUUUAAAUUGCCGUAAGGAUGAGUGCCUCCGCCCCCAGUGAGAUGGAGGUGGAAGAGGGGAGCAGUAAGAGUGUGAUGGCGUCGUCUGGCACUGUGGGCAGUGUCUCCGUCUCUCUUCACCCCUUAGUCAUUAUGAACAUAUCAGAACAUUGGACCAGGAUCAGAGCUCAGGAAGGAGUUGCUCAGCAAGUCAUUGGAGCCCUUAUCGGGAAACAAAAGGGUCGCAACAUUGAAAUCAUGAAUUCUUUUGAACUGGUUUUCAAUGUGAUUGGCGGCGACAUUGUAAUAGAUCGGGACUACUACAACACCAAGGAAGAACAAUUCAAACAAGUGUUCAGCGAGAUGGACUUCCUGGGUUGGUACACGACAGGUGAUUCUCCAGACGACAGUGACAUCAAGAUACACAAGCAAAUCUGUGAGAUCAACGAGAGUCCGAUGUUUUUAAAGCUCAACCCCCAGGCUCGUCAUGCAGAGCAACUACCUAUUGCCAUGUACGAGUCUGUGAUAGACCUGGUCGGGGGAGAGGCUACCAUGUUGUUUGUGGAGCUCCAUUACACGCUCGCCACUGAGGAGGCGGAGAGAAUCGGAGUGGAUCACGUUGCGCGAAUGUCCAGCAAUGACUCGGGCGAGAGCUCUCUUGUGGCCGAGCACCUGACAGCGCAGCACUCAGCCAUCAAGAUGCUCCACAGUCGAGUGAAGCUGGUGCUGGAGUACGUCAAGGCGGUGCAGGCUGGAAAACUCGCUGUUAACCACGAGAUUUUGCGGGAAGCCUACAGUCUCAGUCACCGACUACCUGUGUUGCAGUCGGACAGGUUCACUAUGGACUUUUACAACCAAUGCAAUGACGUCGGUCUGAUGACGUACUUGGGCACCAUCACGAAGGGUUGUAAUGACAUCAACCAGUUUGUCACCCGGUUCAACACCCUCUACGACCGGUUGGGAGUCAGCAGAAGGACUCGAGGCCUAUUCUUCUAAUCUUGUUGUGAUCUAUUUUUUAAGGUUAAUAUUAAAUGUAAUUUAUCAUCA
Molecule: messenger RNA, 1123 nt
Organism: Macrosteles quadrilineatus (aster leafhopper)
Lineage: Eukaryota; Metazoa; Arthropoda; Insecta; Hemiptera; Cicadellidae
Gene: CSN6
Product: COP9 signalosome complex subunit 6
Exons: 7
Coding region: 116-1072 (318 amino acids)
Biological process (GO): protein deneddylation
Cellular component (GO): COP9 signalosome
Molecular function (GO): metallopeptidase activity; protein binding
Source: RefSeq, a predicted model, not a curated record